AUAGAACUGCCAAGUAUGAGCUUCUUUGUGAGAGGUCCAUCCUCAAAUGACAAGGCCGAAGCAAAAGCAGGAGGCAUCCCCAAGGUGUCUGGGCUAGAGCGCAGUCAGGAACUGAACACUGACGUGCCCUUUGUGCUGCCACUCCACAGCCCACCGGCAUCCACUACCAUCGUGACUUCCAACUCCUCUGCACCCACAUCAAGUGCUUGGGCAAGCCCUUUAUUGAAAAAAGAGCCACUGAUCUCAGCACCAGCACCUCCAAGACUCACCCCUCAGCCGCAGUCUCAGCCUCACUCACAGCCUCAGCUGUUGCCCGAGCUUCGGACGCAGCCUCCAAGCCACAACUUUCCUUCUCUCAGUUACCAAGUGCACCACCAGGUGGCCCACAACGGACUCAAUAAUAUCAGCAGAAGCAGCAGUGCCAGUAGCACAACAAGCAUUAGCCUCCCAAGACACCUCCCCCUCCCACCUCAGAUCCCUCCCCAUCAUCCCUCUGGUCCAGCUUUACCCCUCUCCAUCUCUAACCUUGCUGCCUCGCAUUUCCCUCUCAGAUCUCAGUCCCAACACCAGCAUCAUCCGGCCAUGUUUGCCACCCCUCCUACGCUGCCACCUCCUCCAGCAAUACCCACCAACAGCCUUGUGAUCCCAGGUCACCCUGCAGACUACUCCCCUUCAUGGCAAACAGGAAGGCAGUCCCUGACUGCACUAGCCCACUCAGUGCACAUCAUCGCACCCGCUUGUGUGCCAGCCCCAACGCAUCGCAGCCAAUACGAGAUGGAAACUAGUUCGGCCUGCCUGCCAUCUUGCAUCCCUGUUACAGUCUCUCUGCAUACCAGCCUGUUGAUAUCAUUCAACCAACCAAUCAUGUAUUGCCAGCCUCAUUCGGGGAUUCUGAUUGGUACUUUGUCACAGGCAUCUCUCUUACCUCCACCAAUGAGUCCUCACGUAGAAAACCACCACAGCAUGACCUGCAGAAACAGGGAAUGCCAGUUCGACAAGUACGGUCCCAAACUUGAUAACCCUUAUUUUCGACAUUCUAACUACUUUCCAAGCUACCCUCCAGCAAUGCCUGGAAUGCCACCUAUGCUUCCACAUUCGGGUCCCUUUGGGUCACUUCAGGGAGCAUUUCAGCCGAAGACUUCAAAUCCAAUUGAUGUAGCAAGUAGGCCUGGUGCAGUACAUCACACUCUUCUUCAGAAGACACCAGGUGUGUCUGACCCCUAUCGGGCUCCCGUACGAGUAAGUAAGAAGCCUGGCAAGUGGUGUGCUGUUCAUGUACAGAUUGCUUGGCAGAUCUACCACCACCAGCAAAAGAUAAAGUACCUCCUGUGGAAUAUGGAGUGUUAUCCUGUUCAGAGUGAAAUGAGCGGUACGGUGAAGGACAUUUUACAAAACAUAGAGCAGCAAAUGCAGCUGGAUCCCCACAAGCUAGAAAUAGGAGGGAAGCUUGACCUAUUCAGCAGACCUCCUGCUCCCAGCGUCUUUCCAGGGUUCCACUACACGCAAGAUCUUGCUCGGCCACUCUUUUCCACCCAAGGUUCUACCCACCCACCCACCACACCUUUUGGACCUUCACCACAUCACAGCAGCUUCCUGCCUACUAGCCACUUGGCAGGUAGGUAUCCAUUUAGCAGGUCAAGCACCUUCAGCGGCCUUGGGAACUUAGGCAGCAAUGCCUUUGGAGGAUUAGGCAGUCAUACUCUGAGUCACAAUAGCAUUUUUGCUCACAAAGAAGGACCCAGUGUCCAAAGCUUCAACAACCCACAUGAGCCAUGGAACAGACUCCACAGGACCCCGCCAUCCUUCCCAACGCCUCCUCAGUGGCCCAAGCCUGGUGACUCUGAGCGGAGCUCCUCCAUGACAAAUCACGACAGAGACCGUGAAUCAGAAAAGCGGGAUCUUUCCAGCAAAGAAGACAGAGACAAGGAGAGAGAUCUUCUGGAUAAAAAUAGACAUUCAACUAGAUCCUCCCCAGCGUCAGCUCCAGUGACUCACCAGAUCAGCAACCUCAUUCGCAGCAACAGCCAAACCUCCAAUGAUCCCACAAGGCAAGUUGGCCUCAGUGACAGAGAAAGGUCUAAAGAGAGUGAGAGAGAGAGGGAGAUUCCUGACCGGCUGAGGGAUCCUCCUCCAGUUGUGGAGCACAAGAUCAAAGAAAGUCGAUCUCCAGUAAAGGAACCACCAAGCCAUGAAAAAAGAUCUACAGAAGAUAACACAAAGCCAGUAAUCCAGUCUGUAUCACCCUACAGCAAACCUGCACUGAGCGAGAAUUUAAAACUCAGUAAUCUAAUGAACAAGGACAUUGAAAGAAAGCCAGAGCUUCCAACAGACCUUCAGAAGAUUAAAAAUGACAUCAAGGUCAAAGAGGAGUGUAAGGAGGAUGGUGAUGUCUUAGUUGUGAGCUCAGAACCUUCACAACAUUCCAGAACUGUUGAGCACCCACCGCCACCUUCUUUGCACGGGUUACCACUGUCCCAUACCAUGGCAGCUACAAUGCCCAUCUCCAUGAGCAGUGUCCACCAGAUGAACAACAUGAAUGUCCUGGAUCGUAGUAGAAUGAUGACCCCUUUAAUGGGCAUGAAUUCAUUGUCUGGAAGGGAGAGACUGCCCCAUCCUGGAUUUUCCUGGGACACAGUGAGGGACCCAUUACGAGAUGCCUAUCGGAGCUUAGACCUCCAUCGUCGAAUGGACUUCCAGCUCAGAACAGAUCCCAUUCAUAGGUUCCCCACCACAUCUGGGUUUUAUGACCAUGAGCGCUCUUACCGGGAUAGAGAACCCCACGACUAUAACCAUGAGAAUCUUCUGGAAGCGCGGCGUGAGCAGGAACGGCUUAGGCAAGCAGAGGAGAGGGAGAGGUUGCACUUACGGGAAGAGCUUGAGCGUGCCAGGAUGCAUCACUUGCACUCGUCUCCUAUUGAAAGCCACCUAGCACAUGUGCCAUCCUUCAUGCCUCAUCUCAGUGGGAUGCAUUAUCCCAGACUCAGUCCCUCUGCUGCCAUGCACAAUGGGAUUUUGAAUAGGAACCCACCCACAGCUGCUCUGAGUGCCCCACCCCCUUUGGUACCAGCAAGUACGACAAGACCUUCCUCCCCCCGUCGGACUACCCCACUGACCAGUGAGUCAAGAGACUAUUCUCCUUCUAGAAACCCCAAAGAAGUAGAGGCGCGAUAGUCCCUGUCCAGCAAACAGAAUGGAUUUCAAAACUCACCUGUAAAUACCAGAGGAAGGUUGUGGCAGAGGGGAGGAAACUUUUAAAAAUGCACUGCUGUAAACUUUUUUUAAACUGUAUAAUUUGUAGAAAUUAAGCACAGUUCCAUAAUAAUUUGGGGUUGAGGGGGGGAGGAAGGUCAUAGGUUGUAAACCUUCCAACCAGAUGGUUGCUGAAAAUUGAAAUUUAAUAUAUAGGUCUUGAUUUUGUUUUGGUUUUGCUUCUGUGCUGAUAUAAAAUAUUACCAAGUUUGUACAUUUUCCCCCAAAUAGGAGAAACAUUUUUAAUGAAUUUGUAUUUUUUUUAACUUUAUGAUCUUUAUUCACACAAAAAAGGUUUUUCUUUUUAGUUUGAAUUUAGUGGCCUCUUAUCCUCAAGUAAAAACAAAACACAUCCAGGGUUUCUUAAAAUAUUAUUUAUGGAAAUACACUAGUUUCGUACAGUCCACUGUGAGGUUCCUGAACUGAGGCCAUUCACUUCACUUGGUAUUUUGGAACUGAAGUUACAGAUAUAUAUUAAAAAUAAUAAUUAUUAUUAUAAUUAUAAUGUACAAAACUGUUGGGGUUUUGCCUUAUAUUAUGGAGAGAUGAGAUUUUUUUUCCCGACUUCUUGUUUUAAACAAAAAAGAAAACAAUAUGUAAAUAUUCUGUUAAUAUAAAUGUACACCAAUAUUGAAUUCUUAACAUAGGUAGACUUUAUAAAAAAUGGUUUCUAGAACCCCUCUCUGGUUAUUUGUUAACAUUAUUCCAACUCAUUCUUGUCACUGUCUGGAUAAACGAUGGCACACUUUAAAAACCCAGCUAAUUGUGGCAUAUAUCCUUCAACUAUGCAAAAGAAUUUGGAGGCAGGUCCUCACUAAUGCGGGAGCAGGGGGCUAGGAAAGAAAUCAUUUACAAAACAAAUCCAGCCCCACAAAAAUUCUGCCCAAAGCAUCCAACAAACAUGCAGCUUUGUAGUAGGGAUGGCAAUAGUUACAUUGAAAGGAACUUUUAUGUUACACACACUCAAAUACCAACUCUACCAUUAUUAUUUUUUUCCAAUUUUGUUUGGAAAAUUGAACACAGUAUUCACAAUCAGGCUAAAAUAAAAGCAGCUACAGAUAGAAGCCAGAUGGGACCGAUCCAGUAGUAUGCCAUAGAUUCCACGUUUUCCCAUUCCCAUCCCUGUGUCUACACUUUUUCUGCUGUGGCAAGACACAUGAACAAACCAGGACUUUUCUCCCUUGUGUUCACUGCACAGUCUUCUUAUUGGAAUUAAUAUAUUAGAGCGUUAAAGAGUGCAAAAACAAAAGUCAAAUGGUUAAUUUAAAAAACUGAUAUGUUUUCUGUAGUCUGCAAUGACCUCUUCAGUUGUUUGCUUUGGUGUGAGUUCAUGCCUUGAAGUUUGUUUUUUGGGCACCACCUUGAUAACAAUGACUUCAGAUAUAUGAGUUUUGUUAUGCCUCAGCCAAAUGGAAUAUGUGCAGAGACUUUUUUUAAAAAGCGACAGUCCUUCAAAAUUAGCUGUUUGGUGGUGAAAGUGGAACCAGGGAUGGGGAACGAGUUUAGGCCUUCUGCUCUUGACCCCCAGAUUGCCAAGAAAUGUAACUUUUUGAAAAGGUCUGUGUGCACAAACCAAAGCUGCUGCAUCCACUAUGUUAGGGAUCCACUUGCAAAAACCACCUUCUCUAUGUGCGGUGCCCCUAGCUUGUUUUUUUUUUCCUGGGGGGCAGGGGCAGGCAACCAUGUUCCCCUGUAUCCUCUCCCACUUUUUUGGCCUACAGUAUUCAUGUUUUAUAUUAUUCUGGGUUUCUGCUUUCCAGUUAACUCAAACACCUGCUGAUAUUUUCUUUCCUUGACUGACUGUAUUUUCCCCGCCAUCCUUUUCUCUGCAUCCCCUGUAAUUUUAAACAUUUGGUUUCUUUGUAGAUCAUUGAAGAUAAAUACAGCAUUGAUUUUGGAUGAAAAAAGGUAGUUAAGUGUUCGUGUGUCAGAUCUAGUCAGAGCUACUGCCGGGAGGGAGAAGGGAGAGUAAAUGGUUAUUGAUAAACGUGCUCAGCCUAUUAACGCUGCUAGACCUUUGGCAAAUUUCGAUCAUUAAAGAGUCGUGCAGUUCA
Molecule: messenger RNA, 5303 nt
Organism: Sceloporus undulatus (fence lizard)
Lineage: Eukaryota; Metazoa; Chordata; Lepidosauria; Squamata; Phrynosomatidae
Product: autism susceptibility gene 2 protein-like
Exons: 16
Coding region: 16-3171 (1051 amino acids)
Source: RefSeq, a predicted model, not a curated record